This is a messenger RNA of Daldinia caldariorum, 1635 nucleotides long. RefSeq names its product UDP-glucose 4-epimerase. The transcript is spliced from 5 exons. Gene Ontology annotation, biological process: beta-D-galactose catabolic process via UDP-galactose, Leloir pathway. The coding region runs from base 212 to 1321 and encodes 369 amino acids. Gene Ontology annotation, cellular component: cytosol. Gene Ontology annotation, molecular function: UDP-glucose 4-epimerase activity. The record is from RefSeq and is a predicted model, not a curated record. NCBI's taxonomy places the organism in Eukaryota, Fungi, Ascomycota, Sordariomycetes, Xylariales, Hypoxylaceae.
CGCUGCCGCAUCUCACACAGUCUGAACAAGGCCUAUUUACUUACUGUUAGAACGUUGCGACUUUAUCGCGUUAUCUACAUCUAUUGCGCGCAUCCUCUUCUAUAAACAGGCACCCCUCUAUAAGCUAAGCGUCGAUUCCUAUCGUCUUUCGGUAUCCCCUCUGCCCUUCCACUCUUUUCAACUUAUCAAUUGGUUUUUAAAACUCGUCGACAUGGCUGUAGGUACCGUUCUAAUCACCGGUGGCACCGGCUACAUUGGGUCCUUUACCUCGCUCGCCCUGCUUGAGCAUGGUUACGAGGUUAUCAUCGUAGAUAACCUCUACAACUCGUCCGAGGUUGCUCUCGACCGCAUCGAGCUCAUCUCCGGCAAGAGACCGACCUUCUAUAAGGUUGACCUUACAGAGCAAGAUGAGCUUGACAAAGUCUUCGCCGCUCACCCCCAAAUUGACAGUGUCAUCCACUUCGCCGCCCUCAAGGCUGUCGGCGAAUCUUCCGAGAUCCCUCUCGAGUACUACCGCGUCAACGUUGGCGGAACCAUUUCCCUCUUGAGUUCUAUGAAGAAGCACAAUGUUACCAACAUAGUGUUUUCCUCCUCAGCAACAGUCUACGGUGACGCGACUCGUUUCGAGAAUAUGAUUCCCAUCCCCGAACAUUGUCCUAUUGGACCUACCAACCCGUACGGAAGGACCAAGGCCAUCGUCGAGAACAUAAUCGAGGACUUUAUCAACGCGCAGCGUCAGAACCUGAAGAAGGCCAACGAGCCAUUUGAGCAAUGGAAUGGCGCCAACCUGCGAUACUUUAACCCCUGCGGUGCACACCCUACUGGCAUCAUGGGCGAGGAUCCCCAAGGUGUGCCUUAUAACCUACUGCCGUUGCUCGGCAAAGUUGCGACUGGCGAGCGCCAAAAGCUUCUGGUAUUUGGCGAUGACUACUCAUCCCGAGAUGGAACUGCCAUCCGCGAUUACAUCCACGUUGUUGAUCUCGCAAAGGGUCACCUCGUCGCGCUCAACUAUCUUCGCGAACACAAGCCGGGUGUCAAGGCGUGGAACCUGGGUUCUGGCAGAGGUAGCACCGUUUUCGAGAUCAUCAAGGCAUUCAGCAAGGUGGUGGGCCGCGACCUGCCAUAUGAAGUGGUGCCGCGAAGACAGGGCGACGUAUUAGAUCUUACUGCCAACCCGACCCGGGCGAACCAGGAACUGCAGUGGAAGACAGAACUAACCAUGGAGAAGGCAUGUGAGGAUCUAUGGCGAUGGGUAUCCAAUAACCCGAAGGGAUACCGACAGGAGCCUCCUGCUGAACUUCUAGCUGGGCUUAAGCGUUGAGGUAUCUUGAGAUACGAGUCGCAUUAUCGGCGAAAGUUGAUUUAGCAGCUUAGUUUGACUGGUCAAUGCAAUUUAAUGUUUGCGCCUUCACUUAUAGAAUACCAACCUACCUUAGGUACCUAAGACAAAGGCUCCAUCUUGAUAGGGAAAUGCGACCUGCAUCUCGUUGGUACACAUUAGGUCACAUUAGGCGAAUAAAAAUAAAUGGGAGGAGUUCGGGAUAGCAAUAUCGCAAAAUGCGCAUUAAAAUUCAGACGAGAUUUUACGAGCUCAAUGCUUGAUCGCUUGAUUGCCUGAUCGAACUGAGCCACUGC